AUGCCCUCCACAUUCCAAUCCCAUCGUCAACUUCACCAGCCAGAACACUGGUCUGAUGAUUGGUGGAAUCAGCAGGACCACGACGAUCAGUCUUUCAAUAUCAACACACUGCACCAUCCAACAGUACCUGUAGCUCAGAAGGAGAAUGAUCAGACAGUUGCAGAGCUUCCGAAAAUUGAUGAAGAGAGGAAGAAAACAACAACGGGGAGUAAAUCUGGGUCAACAAACCGUAGAGAUGGUGGCAACUCAGAUGUAGAAAUCGAGAUGCUCUCACCAGAGGACAUGAAGGCAGCAGUCUUGAAGGAUCCUGGUGAUGAAAAGAAGUCUGGAGUUUCAGAGGAAGACAAGGUUUUACUGGUGGAAUAUCUUACUCGUCCCGAACAAUGGAAGAAUUUUAAGUUGCGACAGGGUGCCCUGAUGAUUAAUGCUGCCUCGGACAUUUUCAAGACCAAAUACACCGCUACACAACUCUCAAAUGCAUGGAAAGCAUUGUGGGAGAAAUACAAGGCUGUUCGUGAGUGCCAGGAGCGUACAGGUGGAGGCGAUGGUGAUGCAGAUCGUGGUGAGGAUCAUAAAAGCAAGGAGCGAAUAGCAAGACGGGGGAAAGCCAAGUUUUUGGAGAGGGUCCUCGAUGCAUUUGAAGCUUUGAAGAUCUUCGAGCUCUUGGAUAAAGUAGCCCAUGAUGAUAGUAGUGUUGUACGUGGCCAAAAUAUGAACUCUACAUCCAGCAUUUCCGAGCCCGAAAGCAGUAGUGAUGACGAGGAGAAGAAGCGGAAGAAAAAGAAGAAGAAGACAAAAAGAAAUCGCCUCAGUGAUGAUGACGAAGAAGAAAUCACUCGUGAUAAAUUCCUCGCAGAUGCUGUUGGAGCAAUCCAGGACAAAAACAAGGUGGCGAGAGAGAUGGAGUAUAAGAACUAUGAGCUUGCUUUAAAGAGGGACAAAUGA
This is a messenger RNA of Lentinula edodes (shiitake mushroom), 945 nucleotides long. RefSeq lists its product as uncharacterized. Lineage: Eukaryota; Fungi; Basidiomycota; Agaricomycetes; Agaricales; Omphalotaceae. The record is from RefSeq and is a predicted model, not a curated record. The coding region runs from base 1 to 945 and encodes 314 amino acids. The transcript is spliced from 4 exons.